Messenger RNA from Petromyzon marinus (sea lamprey), 4389 nucleotides. Its product is annotated as MAP kinase-activated protein kinase 2-like. Lineage: Eukaryota; Metazoa; Chordata; Hyperoartia; Petromyzontiformes; Petromyzontidae. The record is from RefSeq and is a predicted model, not a curated record. Gene Ontology annotation, biological process: protein phosphorylation. Gene Ontology annotation, molecular function: ATP binding; protein kinase activity.
UUUUCGGAGCUCAGCCUCGGACAGCUUCGGCCGAAAUGAAUCAAUCCCGGUUCAUGUUAUCGAUGAUGACCACGGUAAUCCCAGAUGAGGAUCCACCCACCGCAACGCAGCGGAGGAGGCUGCCGCCGCCGCCUCCUGAUCUCAGCCGCCACCACCACCACCAGCAGCCGCUUCAUCGACCCCACACACACAAAGCCGCUCCUCUCCCGGCUGGCUCCGGCCAAAUCCCCAUCCCCCGCCAGGCAACCUCCCAAGCGCAGAGGGCCCAAAGCCACGCCUCCCAAGCCCCAUGCGUUCCCUCUUGUCUCCGUUAAUAAUAACAACCCGGGCAGCCAGCCGUGAGUACAGCACUCCCUCUCUCCCCCCUUCCUUUACUCACCGGCCGGUCUGCCCGCACUCUCUCGCAGUCAGCAACAGCGAGACGCACCGGGCAAGCCACCUCCAUAUACAGUCGGCGUAUCAUCAUCAUCAUCACCACCACCACCAUCACCCCCCACUGCUUCGCCUCCUCCGCUUUCUUGUCGUCUUCCCGAAGCCGCGCGUCUCGGCUCGCCUGACAGAGUCCUCCGCCUUUGUUAGGAGCUAGGGGAGAAGCAACGCAACAGCCAAAAGGGAGGCGCUAGUGGCGGUGUAAGUUUGCACAGGAAGAGGCUGUGGCGUGAUGCUGCGAGGGGCCUGCCUUUGAUUGAAUAACCAAAGAGGGGUGGGUGGGGGUGUAGGGAGUUUGUUCCAGGAAUCGAGUUUAGAGGAACCUUUUUUCGGUGUGUGUGUGUAUUUGUAGGUGUGUGUGUGUGUUGUGUCUCUCUGUAAGUCUGGUCGCAAAUAGCCGCAUUGCGAUUGUAAGCGGCUACACCAACCAUUCACGUGCAAGGCGCGCAUUGAGUGUGAGAGGCGAGAGACCGAGGGAUUAUUAGGCGCCUCUCCUUGCCACGACGAUGUGGCCAUUCAGUUUCAUCCAGAAGGAGAAGAACUCGAACCAGAACAAUAAGUCGCUGGCGUUGCAGGAGCAGCAGCAGCAGCGAAACCAGCAGCAGCAGUGCACGGUGAGCUACAGCAGCAAGGAUGUGUCGAGGAAGCACAGCAACGACGCGUCCAAGAACGGCAACGGGAAUCUGCCCCUGCCGCAGACCCAGGCGGUAACCACAUCCCAGCCCGUCCCGCAGAAGACCGCCGCCGCAACUACCAACACCGCCGCCACCCAUCUUCUGGUGAACCCUCAACCCCAGGCGGGCACCACCACGCAGUCGUCCGUCCAGAACCAGCCGCCGCCGCCGCUGCCGCCGGGUGCCCAGCUCCUCCUGUCCAACGCCCAUCCGCUGGCCGUGCCGCUGGCGCUGCCGGGGCUACCGGCCCCGGCCUCGUCCGCGGCGGCCACCCGCGCCGUGCUGCAGCCGAGGAAGAACGCCGUGACGGACGACUUCAGGAUCACGGGGCAGGUGCUCGGGCUGGGCAUCAACGGCAAGGUGGUGGAGUGCUACAAUAAGAAGACGGCGGAGAAGUUCGCUCUCAAGCUGCUCCAGGACUGCCCGAAGGCUCGGAGGGAGGUGGACCUGCACUGGCGCGCGUCCACCUGCCCGCACGUCGUGCGCAUCGUGGACGUGUAUGAAAACCUGCACCAGGGGAAGCGCUGCCUGCUCAUAGUCAUGGAGAUAAUGCUGGGUGGGGAGCUCUUUAGUCGGAUUCAGGAGCGGGGAGACCAGGCAUUCACCGAGCGAGAGGCCUCUGGGAUCAUGCGGGACAUUGGCCAGGCUGUGCAAUCGCUGCACGCAAUGAAUAUCGCACAUAGGGAUGUCAAGCCAGAGAACCUGCUUUACACGUCAAAGAAGCCCAAUGCCUUGCUCAAGCUCACCGACUUUGGAUUCGCAAAAGAGACCACCAGAUGCAACUCAUUGGCCACUCCAUGUUACACACCGUACUACGUCGCGCCGGAGGUCUUGGGCUCUGUGAAAUACGACAAGUCCUGCGACAUGUGGUCACUGGGAGUCAUCAUGUACAUCCUUUUGUGUGGCUUUCCUCCCUUCUACUCGAAUCACGGGUUGGCCAUUUCACCAGGGAUGAAGAAACGCAUCCGCAUGGGCCAGUACGAGUUCCCUAACCCCGAGUGGGCUGACGUCUCCGAAGAAGCAAAGCAGCUGAUCCGUCAUCUUCUGAAGACGGACCCAACUGCGCGGAUGACAAUCACCGAAUUCAUGAAUCAUCCAUGGAUAAAUCAAUCCAUGGAGGUGCCCCAGACACCUCUCCACACCAGCCGCGUCCUCAUGGAGGACAAAGAUCUGUGGGAAGAGGUGAAGGAUGAAAUGACAAGUGCCCUGGCGUCUCUGCGGGUCGACUACGAACAAGUGAGGAUAAAGAACGUGGCCGAGUCGAGCAAUCCCCUCCUCAACAAACGCCGCAAGAAACAGGAACAGCCAAAGAAUGCCAACAAAAGCUGAACUCACUAGGGGAAGCAAUGCCCCUGGCAUGUCGCGGCCACCGCGUGGCACACUCACUCACACGUACGUGCCAAGUUCCGACCGUCAACAUCGCGCUCUCGUGCGCAAGGCUUCUCCCCCCCCCCCCCCCCCCCCCCCCAAGAUAUUUCAGGUUCAAGAGUGCGAAACCGUACUGAAGUCUCGAACUUUUUUGAGAGGUUGCUAAAAACACCUCUCGGACUUGUGGAAAAUGAUUGGGAUAUUUCAAACUGACGGGAGAGCCUUAAAACGUCUUUCUUCGUGUUGCGAGACCCUCAGAAGUCUCACUCCUGUGUGAGGGGAGGUCUCUAAGGUGCACAAGAGCAGCACCGUUACAGAAAUGUUUGCAACAGCGGUUACUGUUUUUGUAUUCUGUCUGCACGAGUGGUAUGGCUGGCAGGGAUAUUGACUCGAAGGAAAAGUUUAGGCUUGGUUGUUACUUUUUUUAGGCUUGCGCAAAUAUGUUGACGAGAUCGGCUGUCAGAAAAUGGCACACGAUGGCACGUUCAUACCAGUCUCAGAAGAAAAAAAAACCCAGGUGUUUUAUCUUACGAGAGUUCCUUGCCUCUUCGUUGCGCCCUUCACAAGGGGAAUUGUAGCCCAGUGUCUUGGCCCAGUGCUGGUCUUAAUGUGGUGGCAAUGGAAAAUGUCGCAGCCUUACCAACAGUGAGCUAAUCUGACAACUGCCUCCCUCAAUCCGCAAGUGAAAAGUGAAGAGAUGCCCAACUGCAUCCCAGAAACCUAUAUACCUUAGUGGUGAAGACAGACCUUCAAUCAUGCCCACUUCCCCCGUGGAUGCAUGGUGGCCGUUUGGAUCGUCAUUCAUGUUCUGUCGUGUAGGAUGGCAAAAUGCAGGCAAGCCUGUUCAUGGCCACGUGUGUUUUAAAAGAGCGUUCAAUUUCCUCCUGCAUCUGAAUGCAGUGCUAAUUUGCAGGCACGGUCAUGGACCGUGUCCCACAACGGCAACGCACCCCCCGUGGUGGCACUGCACAUGAUCAUUUUACAGAUGAGCAAAAAGAAUCCCCUAAUUAUUGAGCACGUCUUUGGCACACAAGAGGGAUCGUCCAGAUUGCGCCAAAGUGCAAGCGAACGGGCAAAUGAAAGUUUGCUUGCAAAUCGUUGUGGGUCUUGUGUUUUUUUUGCCAAUAUAAUGCUUACAAGGGAAUGUGCCUGUUUUACAUCCAGAUGGUUGGCUACGUACGGUGCAAAAGAAGUUCACGCAAGUGUAUGUGGCUUUAAGCAUCACGUGUCCGAAAGGCUAUAUCUUUUGUUACACUAAAAAGUGAAAAAAAUGAGGUUACAUUGAAUGGCUGUGAAAUAACACCGACCAUUAUUUGUGUUUUGUAUUCAUUGGCAUAUGACCGCAGCAAGUUCAACUUUAUCCACAGUAAUUGUGUUUAUCCAUACCCAUUGCCGAAUAGAUUAACGUAAUUCGCUACAUUGGGAUACAAUGUACAUAUUUUAAUAAGCUGAGAAUUAAUUUUAGAAAUGUUAAACCUAUAAAGUGUUUUAUGACUGCAAACUUAAAGUAUGUCGUCUCUUGAAUAUAAGAUUUAAACAUUUCAUGCUUGUGUAAAAUUCUUGUUAAUCGUGCACAAACAUUACAAUAGUGCAAACCAUUUUCUUACUGCGAGAAAUGUAGAUAAACAAUCGUAGAGUAUAAUAUAGUUUAAAGUUACUGUAUUUUGCGAUAUAGUUUUAUUUCAAAGACAAACGCCCUACAUAGUUUGCAUUGUAGACUGCGAAGUAUGAAUGUAAUGUUUCUCCAAACAGCUUGAAAAAACAGCAAGCCCAGUGUGAAUCUGAAACUUUUUUUGCAGUUUUUUUUCAUGGAGAUAUUUUAGCCAUAAUUCAGUCACUCUGGAGAGAUGAUUAUGGGUUCGUUUGUUUUUUCCCCCCCCCAAAAUAAAAUUGGACCCAUUCCAAACAUUGCAAUUCA